GUAGUGUCAACUGUCAAAUGUCAAUAUGACAGUAUCAAAAUUCACGAAAUAACAUAACCUUAAACUUAUAAAAACAAUUUAUACGUAAGUCGUAACAGAAAUGAAGAAAUAUCUGCUUUAAAUCUUUUAUGAAGAUAUUUGUAGAUAUUGUAAAUUAAAAUUUAAUUUUUUGGUGUUGCAACGGUGAUUUCAAGCUAAAAUGAGAUUGAACAUACCUUUUUUGGCUCCCAACAGUAAAAAUGCAAGACGAUAUCAAAGGGAACCUGUACGAUUUCAAAUGCUACUUCCAUUGGCAUUGAAAAAGACAGUUUCAGGGAAAGGCGAUAUUACGAAAGAAGCGGUAUGUAUGCAAGAAAUGGCAAUACUAUUCGCCUGUUUCAAAAAAUCGGAUUUUAACCAACGGGAAUGCCUGAAGGAGGUUAGCGCAUUUCAAAAUUGUUAUAAUGAAUAUAGUGCAAGAGCAAAGGUACAACGCGAAAUGGGAAAGAAAGGUAUUCUAGUACCAGGAGAAAAGAAGUUAACUCAUAGACAGUUAAAUCAACUACUUAAAGGUUUUCCACCCCUAAAUUAAACAUGAAUAUUAAGUAUUUAUAAGUUGUAGUGCUAUUUUUGUGAAUAUAGAAAAGUUAAAUACCUAUAAA
Messenger RNA from Zerene cesonia (dogface butterfly), 641 nucleotides. RefSeq lists its product as uncharacterized. The coding region runs from base 200 to 571 and encodes 123 amino acids. Gene Ontology annotation, molecular function: RNA binding. The transcript has a single exon. NCBI's taxonomy places the organism in Eukaryota, Metazoa, Arthropoda, Insecta, Lepidoptera, Pieridae. Gene Ontology annotation, cellular component: nucleoplasm; mitochondrion; mitochondrial ribosome. The record is from RefSeq and is a predicted model, not a curated record. Gene Ontology annotation, biological process: mitochondrial translation.